Xyrichtys novacula (pearly razorfish) is the source of this 330-nucleotide messenger RNA. The record is from the annotation of a GenBank genome assembly. NCBI's taxonomy places the organism in Eukaryota, Metazoa, Chordata, Actinopteri, Labriformes, Labridae.
AUGAAUCAUCCUCUAGAUCACCUACAUCUAUACUCAGAAACUCUACAGACGGUGCAGUUAUGCGAGUGUUUGAGUGAUGACCUUAAUAUCUGCUUGUCGUGCGUCACUGUCAGUGUCUUCCUAACCCGCCCAACCUCAGACUUUUUCAACCUCUUUGGUAUAUUUCAGUUUCACCAGCAGCGGUGCAUCAUGGGGUUUCCAGUACAUGCAGCAGCUAGAGCAAGCUCCACCAGCAGCUCAGCUCAAACGGACAAACAAUCAGGGUCGCUGAGAUCUGCGGUCGUACUGAGACUGGAUCAGGAGGUCGAGAGCGUGAACAGAUACGAGUGA